AUGCAGGUCAUCCACCUUGCACACCAGGGUCUGGUAAAGACGAAACAGCUGAUACGAGAGAAAGUGUGGUUUCCAGGCAUAGACCAGAAGACGGAGGCCGUGAUCAAGAGCUGCGCAGCCUGUCAAACAACCGUCGAGGAGAAGAGGGUUUCGCCCCUGAUGAUGACUCCACUACCCGAUGGGCCAUGGCAGUCACUUGCAGCAGACUUUGCAGGACCCUUGCCAGGAAACAGCUACCUGCUAGUGGUUGUGGACGAGUACUCACGAUUCCCCAUCGUUGCGACGUUGUCUUCACUGACUACCACAUCGGUAACGGCAAAACUCAACGAUAUAUUCGCAGUACACGGCUUACCACAUGUACUGAAAACAGAUAACGGUCCACCAUUCUUCUCGAAAGAAUUCGCAAGCUAUCUGAGACAAAAUGGCAUACGUCAUCACCGUACCACCCCACUGUGGCCGCAAGCAAACGGUGAAGCAGAGAGAUUUAUAAGAAGUAUCAAGAAGACCGUGAAGGCGGCUGGCGCCUCCGGAAGCAACUGGAAAGAAGAAAUCAGCAACUAUCUCCUGAACUACAGAGCAACGCCACACUCCACGACUGGCAUUACUCCAGCAGAACUUCUGUUCGGCAGAAAAAUUCGAACAAGAAUUCCUGAGAUACCAGAAAAGAAACCCCAUGAGAACCUGGAAAAGAGAGACCGGGAGAAGAAGGAGCAAAUGAAAGCAUAUGCAGACAAGCAGCGUCAUGCAGCGCACCAUGAACUUCGACAAGGAGACACUGUGCUACUGAAACGGCAGUCGCCACUGUCGUGUGAGUCUGCAUAUGACCCUCGACCAUACCGAGUCAUCAGGGUCCAGGGAACAGCGAUCACCGCCGAACGCGACAACAAGAAAAUUGUCAGGAAUGCCUCAUUCUUUAAACGCGUUCCUGAAAUCCCCUCUCAGGAUUCGGACGAGUGGCAAACAGCGGAGCACCCUGCCCAUACAGCUGUUCCUCCUGCCAACGCAGAAGAUAGCACCAGCCCUUUUGAUGCGAGCCCGGAUCAACGCACAACCGGCAGCCAUACCACAGCAUCAGUGACAAACUGCCGUAGUUCCGAACGUGCAAAUCGCGGAAAACCGCCUACAAGAUUUGCAGACUACUUCUUUAUGUGA
Molecule: messenger RNA, 1152 nt
Organism: Ornithodoros turicata
Lineage: Eukaryota; Metazoa; Arthropoda; Arachnida; Ixodida; Argasidae
Exons: 1
Coding region: 1-1152 (383 amino acids)
Biological process (GO): DNA integration
Molecular function (GO): nucleic acid binding
Source: RefSeq, a predicted model, not a curated record